Molecule: messenger RNA, 1179 nt
Organism: Marmota flaviventris (yellow-bellied marmot)
Lineage: Eukaryota; Metazoa; Chordata; Mammalia; Rodentia; Sciuridae
Gene: Lrrc74b
Product: leucine rich repeat containing 74B
Molecular function (GO): protein binding
Source: RefSeq, a predicted model, not a curated record
AUGAAGGGUCCUUGUGAGAGGCCUGGGGAAAAUGAAGAUCAGAGGGAAGAGGUGAUAGCACCCGCUGGGUGUUUUGCAGGGGUCCCGGAGGCCGACAAGGAUUCAGAAGCAGAUUCAGACUCUGACCUGGAGACAGAAGGCAUACAUGGACUUAGAGAACCCAUCAGGGAUGCCCUCCACUUGGGGUCUUGCCGGGCCUAUAGCAUUGUGCCCACCAUCUACUUUCUGAACCAAGGCUGUGCCCCAGAAUUGAAGCUGAGGCACCGUGGUCUGGGACCCCAGGGGGCAUGGGCUCUGGCUUCCAUGUUGACCUCCAAUCCCUACAUUAAACGGCUGGAUCUUCAGGACAAUGGGCUCUGUGCGGCUGGUGCAGAGGCCCUGGCCUAUGUCCUGAGCAAAAACAGCAGCAUCUGUGAUGUGGAUCUGUCAGAGAACCAGAUUGGAGUGGCAGGGGCCCAGGCUCUUUGUGCUGCCCUCAAAGUGAACCAGGCUGUGCAGAAGAUACAACUGGCAGGAAAUAGCCUGGAAGAGAAGGCAGCCCAGUACCUUGCUGAACUCUUGCUGGUCCACACAGGCCUGAAAUCCCUGGAUGUCAGCUAUAACCAGCUGAAUGACCAAGCAGGAGAGACACUUGGACCAGCCUUGGCAGAAAACACAGGACUAACAGAGCUUAACAUAAGCUGGAAUCACCUCCGGGGUCCAGGAGCCAUAGUGUUUGCCAGGGGACUAGAGGCAAAUAUCUUCCUGAAAGUCCUAGACAUCUCUUUUAAUGGUUUUGGAGAUUCUGGAGCUUCUGCAGUGGGUGAGGCCCUCAAGGCCAACAACGUGUUGGAGGAACUCAACAUGAGCAACAACCGAAUCUCUGCAAUAGGAGCCCGGCACCUGGGGUUGGGCCUCCGGGUCAACCAGACACUAAGGAUUCUUGUUGUGUCCAGGAAUCCCAUGCAAACUGAAGGCUGCUCUCAUCUCCUCAAGUCUGUCCGGGACAACCCAGCAUCUGCACUAGAACUGCUAGAUUUCUCUGAUAUGCAGGUGAACAGAGAGUUUGAUGACCUUGCUAGCUCAGUGAAGGUGAUUCUUCCAGGCCUUUGCAUAAAGACUGGUGCUCCCAGAGUGAACUAUAAGAAAGAGUUGCUGCCAGUCUUCAGACCACCCCCACCAGCAUCUGCUCUUAAAUGA